CGCGGAGCAUCCGUCUUCUCCAUCCCGGGAGGGAAUAGAGAGCCAUUUGCUGACAUUUGCGAGCCAAACUCUGGACUGACCGUACGGGUUUGGAAGAGCAGUUUUCUGUCACUCCGAAAAAUCGGCAGUGGGCUGCCCAAAGGAACCAAAGGGAUUGAUCACAUCCCUGACAUUCCUUUUUUUUUGGAGUUUGUCCCACUUACUUUGACGGUGGUUUUUGAUCACCAUGAGCUCACGUCAGCGAAAGCGCCCUGGAGGAGCAAUUGAUUCCAGACCAGCUCGGAAACGGAGCAGGCUGCUGCCCUCCAGCGCAGGUGGGACUUCGCAGACGGAGCCAAGAGACCUUGAGGAAAGUGCUACACCCGCUUUUGAGCCUGAAGUCAUAGAUCUCACAGGUGAAGACACCAUAGAUCUCACAGGCAAAGAUGUCAUAGAGCUCAGAGUUGAAGAUGUCAUAGAUCUCACAGGUGAAGACGUCAUAGAUCUCACAGGUGAAGAAGAAGUCAUAGAUCUCACAGGUGAAGAAGAAGUCAUAGAUCUCACAGGUGAAGACACUGUAGAUCUCCAAGGUGAAGAAGUCACAGAUCUCACAGGCGAAGACGUCAUAGAUCUCACAGGUGAAUCUUCGGAGCCUGAAGUCAUCAUUAUCAGUGACGAUGAGUCUCCUAUGGACAGGGAGCAGAGCCAGCAGCAGCUGCAUCUUUCCAGAGCAUCAGCCGAGCCACUGGCAAGGGAUGAUGAAGAAGAACCAAGAGACAUUGAUGGUUCCGCUCUCUCUAGUGAUUGGCUGCUAUUUGAUUUCGAUCUUCCAUAUUGGUCAGAUGAGGACUCAGAGGACAGGGAGCAGAACCAGCAGCACCCACAUGUUUCCAGUGCAUCAGGGAAUUCAGCUGAUCUACUGGCAAGUGAUGAUGAAGAGGAACCAAGAGAGGUUGAUGGUGCAUGGCCAGCAGGUCCUGCUAGUCCUCUGGCUGAGGAGAAUGAGGCCUCAGAGGACUGGGAGCCCCCACAUUUUUUCAGAACAGCAGAGAAUUCAGCUGAGCUACCUGCAAGGGAUACUGAAGAGGAACCAAGAGAUAAUCAAGGCAGAUGGCCAGACGGUGUAUACGUUGCUCUGUUUCCGGUGUAUUUUUACCCAGGGUGGUGGUAUUUGCAGCAACAGCUACAUUUCAUCAGAGCAGUGCUAGCGAUGGGGAACAAUGAAGAGGAACAAAGAGAUAAUGAUGAGGCACAGCCAGCAGGUCCUGCCAGUCCUCCAGCUAGUGAGGAUGAGGACUCAGAGUGCAUGGACAGGAAAGGAGAAAUGUUACACUGAACAGCCAGGAACAGGUGGCUGGCUCUGGUAAUGGAGCAGGAGCUAAUGAUGUACCUGUGGCUGACUUAGCCCCUGCAGAACAGGGAGCAGAGGAGGAGGACACUGAAAGUUCAGAUGCACAGCAAGGAGUUGUCAUUAGGUGUCCGAUUUGCAUGGAAUAUUACGCAGAGUUUGUGCGACGUGGACGACAGCUUGUGGCAGCCCUGUGUGGCCAUGUCUUCUGCAGUAGAUGCCUCCCUAUUGCCCUUGAGGCUUCUCACAUGUGCCCAGUCUGCAGAAUGUACCUCGAUCCAGAGCUGUACCAUCACAUUUAUUUAUGAGUGCUUCUGCUUCUCAGGACAGACUGAGAUGGAUCUUGGACAACAGGCGGUGUAGAGACCUGUUUCUUUACGUAUAUAGUUCUUCCUGUAUAUAGUUUCAUUUUUGCUGAAUUCAAUUUAAAUAAAGUUUUGAUUGAUUUUAA
Vidua chalybeata is the source of this 1778-nucleotide messenger RNA. RefSeq lists its product as uncharacterized. NCBI's taxonomy places the organism in Eukaryota, Metazoa, Chordata, Aves, Passeriformes, Viduidae. The record is from RefSeq and is a predicted model, not a curated record. The coding region runs from base 227 to 1315 and encodes 362 amino acids. The transcript is spliced from 15 exons.